CUACUGGACUCUUCAUUUACCACACAGUCCCAUAGGUGAAGUUCACCGGUUCUGUAACCCUACAGAGCUCUGUCAGUAACUUUAGACCUAGCCACCUGCAUACUGUAUAUACAGUAGGAUACUUCCAAAUUAAGCAACUUGUUGUUCUUGAGGGCAUAUUGACUUUACAUCUCUGCAUGAGGCUGAGCUAAGUCUGUGAACUACUCCUGGCACUUGCACCGCACCUGUUUCUCCCCUCCCACUGGACCAAGAGGCUAUCUUGUCCCUCUAGAAGUCAACAAAUGACUUCAGGUGUCUGCAUAAGGCCAGCCACCACAGUACACUACACACUAUAACCCUGCACUUCAUCAUAUAAUAUUGUCCACUGGACCAAGGAGCUAGUUGUCCUCCAUAGGGUUCAACAAUUGACUUCAGUUCUAAGGUUUAAACUGACUCUGUGAACAACCUCUACUACGGUACAUACUAUCCACUAUGCCCACGGUGCCGGUGCCUCGUCCAGCCUACUCCCAGGCCAGAGAAAAUCUGGUGAAGGCCAUCCCACCCAAGAUCAUUUGCCUACUGGCCUGCGGAGGAUGGGACUGCCGCUAUGAAGGACCAGCCUGCUGGAGGCCCAGCCAACAAGCUGUACAGGGACUCUUCUCACACUGGGUGACAGAUGACAUUGUGGCCAUGGCACGACCCUCCUCUCACCUCAUCAAGAAAUACAACAUCAUAGAGCAGUUCCAACGGCUGAACAUCAAGUCCAUCAUCAACAUGCAGUUGCCUGGGGAGCAUGCUCACUGUGGCCCUCCACUGGAGCCAGACACUGGAUUUACUUACUCCCCACAAACCUUUAUGGAGAAUAAUAUCUUCUUCUUCAACUUUGGCAUGCCGGACUUCGGUGUGUCGUCUCUUGUGGGGAUGAUGGAUGGAGUAAAGGUGUUAGCCUUCGCUGUGAAAGAAGGGAAGGUGGCGGUGCACUGUCACGCAGGCUUGGGGAGGACAGGUGUCCUGAUAGCCUGCUACCUGGUCUACACUCUGCGUGUGAGCCCCAGUGAGGCUGUCCACUACGUGCGUAUCAAACGUCCCUGUUCCAUCCAGACCCGGGACCAGAUCAGCCUGGUGUUUGACUUUGCUCGUCUUCUGGGCCCUCAGCUGGCCCAGUUCCCUGACCUCAGCCUGCGCCACGGGGCCCAGUUCACCCUGCUGCAGUACCUGCACCGUCAGGCCCUCCUCCUCCAUGGCCAGGAGGCCCGCACCCUCAGGCACACUCCCAAGGUGGUGUACCUGUUGUGUGGCCGUCUUACUGCCCUGGCGUUGGGCCUGCCUGCCUCUCUGGAGGUGCAUGCUGAGCUGGAGAGAAGGGCAGAACUGCGGGCCCUGGGCAGGGCUGUGAGGGAGACCCUGGUGGCCAAGCAGUACCUGCCCCUGCACCGUGAGGUCCAUAUGGGGUCCUGGGGAGGGUCAGGUUCUGUGUCCUCCUGGGACGAACCAGAGGGCUUUCUGGAGAGGAAGAGACAGGUACUUCUGGAUAAACGCAGCUACAGUGACUCAGACCUCAGCAAGAUCACUGUAAAACAGGAUCUUGAGUUGGGCUCAUACUGUACUGUACUAGAUAGGAGUAAGCGAGACUGGUCUGGUUUAGAGCAGAUUAGACCUGACGUGAGACCUAUGAGUCCAGUCCUGCCCACCCCUACAGCUGGACUCUGUUCCAGUCCUGAGGACUCACAAAGACUCAACCUCCCAGCAGGCAGUGGGGCAACCAACGGUAACUGUUCUUCAAAGAGUUUAAAGUGCACUGCCAAGAGGGCGCCAGCGUUUCACAAAUUCAACUCUUACAUUGAGGUACGUAAAAACCAGCGUAAGUCCGGACAGGCCUCAGUGGCUCGGGCAGUUGCCAAGGAGAUGGCAGAUCUAAACCCCCCUGGAGAGACAGUUCUACAGAGGACAGCACUGCUACAGGAGGAGCUGAACAGCAGUGAGUGUGCCUGGGCCCUACUGGUCACAGAGUCUGAUCCGCACGUACUCAGCUGUCUAUUGUGGACCUGGCUGGAGAAACUCAAGGAGCCUGUUCUGAGUGCAGAUGACGUAGAGAGGUUGACCUCAGUAUCUCAACACGUGAACCAUCUCAGUGUGCUAACGAAGGUGAGACCCACCAGUCAGACCAUUGAUACACGUUUAAUCGUGUCAUGGCUUACUUCGGGGUCUUCAACCUCCUCAGCAACUAUUGUGUAUGUGUGUGUGUGCAUGUUGUCCCAGCAGCCCCAGCGCCACACCAUGUCCUGUUUGCUGGGUUGUGUGGGUCAGGUGACCAGUCUGUGUCCUCAGAGAGAGGAGGCCGUGCUACGACGCCUGAUACAAGCACUCACCAGGCACCCUCAGGAGGAGAUGGAGAGCUAUAAAGUCCUGAUGAGAAUCCUCAAGUCCAGCAACAGACAAACACUCCAUAACCAUAACUCCCUCACACAGACCUCAGACUACACAAACACCUGCUCAAGAAGAGGCAACAAUUGAUUGAUUGGUUGAUGGGUUUAUUGGUUGUACAAACUUAACUUCAUAACCAUUUGUAUGAAGGGUCAAAUAUUUGUUCAAUUUCUAGUGUUUUCUUUUCUAUGACUAGGUGCAGUAAGCUCUUUACUGUUUUAGUGGUGCUUGGAUGGGUGUAGAUUCUAUGAAGCAUGGCCACGAUCCUGAUAUUGGAGUACAUUCUCUCCGCACAUUACACAAUACAAAUAUUUGUACCAUUGACCUCAUCCCGGCGUGUAUUAUUGUUCAAAUCUUACAUACAAACUGAACAACAAUAUAAAUAAAUGUGAAGUGUCAUGAGCUGAAAUAAAAGAUCCUAGAAAUGUUC
Molecule: messenger RNA, 2833 nt
Organism: Oncorhynchus kisutch (coho salmon)
Lineage: Eukaryota; Metazoa; Chordata; Actinopteri; Salmoniformes; Salmonidae
Product: protein tyrosine phosphatase domain-containing protein 1
Exons: 11
Coding region: 472-2493 (673 amino acids)
Biological process (GO): cilium assembly; protein dephosphorylation
Molecular function (GO): protein tyrosine phosphatase activity
Source: RefSeq, a predicted model, not a curated record